Nerophis ophidion (straightnose pipefish) is the source of this 5794-nucleotide messenger RNA. It is a transcript of the gene arl6ip4, whose product is annotated as ADP-ribosylation factor-like 6 interacting protein 4. The record is from RefSeq and is a predicted model, not a curated record. Bases 125 to 850 code for a protein of 241 amino acids. The transcript is spliced from 5 exons. Lineage: Eukaryota; Metazoa; Chordata; Actinopteri; Syngnathiformes; Syngnathidae.
UGUCCGACGGAAGUGAAUAGUAAGCGGACCACCAACAGAGGGUUCAUCAAUGGAGAAUCGACAAUUGUGAGCGUGUUGUGAUAUUUAUCUGCUUUAACGAGCAACGCACCUUGUUGGAACCGCCAUGGACCGCAGCAGGUCCCCAAAGAGAGGAAGUAAAGUGGACAAAAGCGACAAGAAGAAGAAACGAAGGAGAUCUUCGUCGUCGUCCUCGUCUUCAUCCAGCAGCGCAAGUGCGAGCAGAUCAAAGAAGACAACAUCGCACAAAAGUCCAGAUGGAAAUACACAAAGAAAGAAGCACAGGCGAAGCUCGUCUUCCUCUUCAUCAUCAUCCUCAUCUACUUCUUCCUCAUCUAGUGAUGAAAUGAGCAAGAAGAAGAGUAAAGGAAAGAAGAAGAAAAAACUAUCCAAGAAGAAAAAAGCCAAACUGAAGAAACAGCGUAAGAAGGAGAAGAAGAUGAAAAGGAAGAUGAAAAAGAAAAAGGAGGAAGAAGAGGAGGAGGAGAAGAAGAAGAUGGCAGAGGCUGUUAUUCUCCCUGUAGAAAAAGCGCCAUCUUCAUUGGAGGUGUGGCAGACGGACGAUGGAGGAGUGGAGCUGGGCCCAGUGAUGACAGACGAGCAGAAGGCCCGCCUCGCCACCAGGAGGCCUCUUACCAAGGAGGAGUACGACGCCCGGCAGAGUGUCAUCCGCAAGGUGGUGGACCCCGAAACGGGACGCACCAGGCUGGUGAGGGGCGAGGGAGAGAUCAUCGAGGAGAUGGUCAGCCGUGAAAGACACAAGGACAUCAACAAGCAAGCCACCAAAGGGGACGGCAACUCCUUCCAGAGAACACUUGGACUCAACAGGUAGAAGAUGCUGCUCUUUAGUCUACAAACAAGUCUCCUGCAACUUGGCCAUUGGUGCAUAAAACAAAACGUUGGAUGCACUAAAAGUUGACCUCGGCUGCUCGUAUUUCAAUCAUGUAAAAAAGUCAAUUUUUUUUUUGUGGAUGAAACUAUAAUUUAACAACUUCCCCACCAGGUAGAGGAACACAAGUGUUUCCAUGUCAGAUUUCCAAUUAUUUUAAGGGGGGUGUCCCAUAUGAUAUUGAUAUUGGAUAUCUGUCCGAUAUCAACAAAAAACGUUUUGGAUAAUAUCGGCUAGCACAUUAAAUCUCCAAAAUAAGUUCUGAGACUACCAGCCUUACUUGUGCAAAACUGGACAGCCAGUUAACAGCUAAUUUUCCUCCAAAAAGCACAAAAGGCUGGUCUCCUCUUGUAUUUUAGUAGGUUAUACUAUUGGCUAGAAGUGAGUAACUACACAACAGCCAAGCAUACCAUAGCUCAAAAGCUAGAUAUACGUAAUACGUGUCCUUAAUUAAACAAUAUUGAAGUCUAAAACAGCACAUUUGUCAGUGGAAACUAGUGCCAAAUAAUUGUAGUUGCAUUUUACUAACAGAUGCAAAGUCUUCAAGGCAGAGGUGUAGUAGAAAGUUUCCAGUAACAAACGUCUCCGCAUCAUGAGGUUAAUAACCUAAUAAAUUGUUGUGGACACUGCUCCCCCCGCCCCCCAAAAAAUACCAUUCCACUUAAAUUAAAGACAGCAUAAAGUCAUUCUAGAUUGUCAAUAAUAGAUAAGUGUCCACUUGAUGAAGCCUGUUCUAACAUUCCACACAACUAAAAUGUUGCUGAUAUCAUACAAUAAUAAUAAUAACAAUGGAUUAGAUUUAUAUCGCGCUUUUCUAUUACUAGAUACUCAAAGCGCUCACAGAGAAGUGGGAACCAAUCAUUCAUUCACACAUUAUAUAGGAUCAAUAUCGGUAUAGGACAGGGGUCGGCAACCUUUACCACUCAAAGAGCCAUUUUGACCCGUUUCACAAAACUCUUUUACAAUUUAAAAUGAAAUAACACAGCGUACAGUUUUUUUUUUGCUUUGUGCUAUCUAUUAACCAGGGGUCUCAGACACACGGCCCGCACCUUUACAUGAAAAUGUAAUAUUAGAGCGGCCCGCGAGUUUUAAUUGAAUGCCGCUUGACAACAUCACAAUUGCUAACCAUCUCAAUUUAUACGGGAGACUGCCAAAUUUCAGGGCACCUGUUCUCUCAAAUGUCUGCUGAUUUUCACCAAAACGACAAUAUUAAGGGCGUUCUGUGAUGACAUUGCGCUUAACACCCUCUGCAAACGUAACAAACAGCUUGUCAGCCCAUUUACAUAUUGUAUGUGGCUUCUGCAGACACACGUAAGUGACUGCAAGGUAUACUUGUUCAACAGCCAUACAGGUCACAUUGAGGGUGGCCGUAUAAACAACUUUAACACUGUUACAAAUAUGCGCCACACUGUGAACCCACACCAAACAAGAAUGACAAACACAUUUCGGGAGAUCAUCCACACCAUAACACAACAUAAACACAACAGAACAAAUACCCAGAAUCCCAUGCAUUCCUAACUCUUCCGGGCUACAUUAUACACCACCGCCCCCCCCCAACCCCGCCCACCUCAACCGACGCACUUCUUUUGUGUUUAUGUUGUGUUACGGUGCGGAUGUUCUCCCGAAAUGUGUUUUGUUCUUGUUUGGUGUGGGUUCACAGUGUGGCGCAUAUUUGUAACAGUGUUAAAGUUGUUUAUAUCACAACCCUCAGUGUAACCUGUAUGGCUGUUGACCAAGUAUGCCUUGCAGUCAUUUGAGUGUAGUAACGGCAGCCACACACUACAUGUGACCAGCCGGCACUCAGUUAGCAUUGUAUGAAGGCGCACGCAACGGCAUGUUCUAGAGAGCGUUAAUGUUAUUGUCAUCAUGGCACGCCCUCAACAUUGUUGUCCGGAUGGAAAUCUGAGAAUAUUAUCCUCGGGAGAUUAUAGGGAGAGGCAUUGAAAUCCGGAAACCUCCCGGAAAGAGGGGGGGGGGUCAGCAAGUAAGCAGCUGAGCCACAUGAGAGUGAUCAAAGAGUCGCAUGUGGCUCCGGAGCCGCGGGUUGCCGACCCCUGGUAUAGGGCAAUACCCGAUGCUCCAAAAUUGGUACAUUGAAAGUAAAUAUAUUGUAUGGGGACCCCCAUACAAUAUAUUUUUUUGUUAUUUUUCAAGCAUUUUAAAACAUAGGUUUGGAAAUGCACGCUUUUCAUCGCGCAGCAACUGAAAAUGCCUCGUGAGUACAUGGUGGCCGUUUACAACCUAAAUAUUUCAAAUUUUCCUGUUUUAUAUUCUGCAUUUAUUAAUUGUUUUUUUCACACACUGACAAAUCUUGUCGGUUGACUUUAGACCAGGGGUCGGCAACCCAAAAUGUUGAAAGAGCCAUAUUGGAUCAAAAAUACAAAAACAAAUCUGUCUGGAGCCACAAAACAAAUUUAAAAGCCAUAUUACAUACAGAUAGUGUGUCAUGAGAUAUAAAUUGAAUUAAGAGGACUUAAAGAUAACUAAAUGAGGCAUAAUGAUGCAACAUGUACAUAUAGCUAGCCUAAAUAGCAUGUUAGCAGCGAUUAGCUUGCAAUCAUGCAGUGACCAAAAAUGUCUGAUUAGCAUUCCACACAAGUCAAUAACAUCAACAAAACUCACCUUUGUGCAUUCCCGCACAACGUUAAAAGUUUGGUUAUCAAAAUGAGACAGGAAAAAGUGGCAUAAAACACAAAGUCGGAGAAAGUUGUACAUGUAAACAAACCACGGUGAGUUCAAAGACCGCCAAAAUUAGUAGGACAAAACAGCGUUCGCCAAAUACUCAAAUCAAUGAAGCAUGAUUAAUACAAACAUUGUGCUUUGUAGCAAUUAGGGAGGUUGGUGUCAUGUUUGUCCUCCUACAGAAACCAUAUUAAAACAAAAAAUGUAUUUUUUUCCUUCAUCUUUUUCCAUUUUACAUACAUUUUUGAAAGAGCGCCAGAGAGCCACUAGGGCGGCGCUAAAGAGCCGCAUGCGGCUCGCCGACCUCCGCUUUAGACAAAUAAAGAUUUUUGCUAUGAAAUGUAUUAACCUCAUAAGUCGGUCAAUGUGUGGAGAGAAAAAAAACACACACACACACACACAAAAACAAGGCCCAAAUGAUUGUUUGCAUGGAUCGAUGUUCUUUAUACACUGCAUAAAAACAAGGGAAUGGAAAUCAAGUGAGAGGUUAUCCCAAACCUACAAAAUACACACACAUACACACCCUGUACAAUAGAAAUAUUUGCCAAGCGUCGUCGUCAUUGCACUGUGACUUGUGUGUUUUAUUGUUAGCUAGUUUGAAAUAAGACUUGCUUGUCCAUAUAUGUGCAGCUGUUGUGAUACAUAAUGGACAAAAGGCAAAGAAAACAACUUAAGGCCUCUAAGUUAAAUGAGCUGGGCAGACGAUUCAACUCAAUCUGAUCUCUUGUCACUUCAACCCUCAUCAGCAUAAUUACGGCAGUAUUUAUUUUUACUCACAAGACCAAAUUGACUUCAUAUCUUCACAGAUUUGUGCCAGCCUACACGGACAAAAGUAUUGGGACCGACCAAAUUAGUUGGUGUUGCGGUUCCCGAUGCUUCUGUCCAUAAUGAGCGUCUAGCACAAAAAAAGACUGUAAGGCAGGGGUGUCCAAAGUGCGGCCCGGGGGCCAUUUGCGGCCCAUAGCUAAAAGUUGACCGGCCCGCCACACAUUCUGCAAAAAUUGCGAAAUUGAUAGUAUUGGAAAAAUUAAAAAAAAAAAACAUUUAAAAAAGUGGAAUGAGGUGAAAUCUAAUGUGAAAAAGUGGCAAUGUUCACACACAGCUUCCACGCAGGCAGUUUUUUUUCCUUUUGUCUUUAUGUUCUUUUUUUUCCAUUGCUCAAAAAAAAAGACAAAAAAAUCUAUGUUAUAAAGAAUUGUUACUUAAAAAUUAUCACUAUAAAAUGUUUUAUGUGGAAAAAUAUUGCAUAUGUUGUGUGGUUGCCAUAUAAAAACAUCAAAGUUUUGACAAAAGAGCAUAAAACAAACAAAAUAAUAGUUCAAACUUAAAAUCGACAGAUUUAUCGGAAGUUGAUCUUAAAAUUUAAGUGUUAAAAGUAAAAAAAUAAUAAUACAAAGGCAUCACUUUAUGAGUGAGGAACCUUUCGGAUCUCAAAUAUAUUUAGUAGGAUAUUAUUUAACUUUUCACUGUGAUUACUCAAAAAUAUAUUAUUAAUAAAAUCAAUGGUGUUCUGCAUUAUUGAUCUUUUAGGGCUUUAAUUGCUAUAUAAAGGAACUCUCCUGAAGGAAUCAAUAAAGUACUAUCUAUCUAUCUAUCUAUCUAUCUAUCUAAAUACUGCAUAUUUCAGUUUUACUAUAAAAAACAAAAGUUGUCUUUGACAGAAAAAGCAUAAAACCUUAUUUGUUUUACUUUAUAUCAACCUCAAGUUGAUAUAGAGAUUUACUGUAAGCAUUAAAUAAAGUAAAAAAAAUAAUAAUUUGACUUAUUUUUAAAAUUUUAGUGACCGAGACACUCUAUGCUCCCUAAGCCCUAAGGAUAAAAAAAAAAAAUCCAUAUAUUUUGUUAUGGUUUGAAAAUGAAAAAUAUCAAAAUGCCCCCCGCAUGCUUAAAUUUUUCCAUGUGCGGCCCUCUGUGGAAAAAGUUUGGACACCCCUGCUGUAAGGAAAGUGUGUUGUUAUGUCCCAGUACAGUUGACCAAACAGUACAGUCGUGAGCGAAAUUUGUGGUGCAAGCGGGAGUGGUGAUCAUCCUGAUUGGAGUGAUUGUCAUAGCACUGGGAUGCAGCGUGUUGGACCUGGUGGUGAUCAAUAAAUCCUUGGAAAUAUUGCACAUUUUCCCUUUUACAUUAGCGCCCAUGUGGUUGGUCCAUUGCAGUCACUUUGGGACGUGCCUCAUUGUUAUUAAAAUCAUCAUCAUCAAGUCUCA